AUGAGCCACACUAUGGAGCACCGGUCGGGUUCUCCACAUAGGGGAAGUCAAGCUGAAUAUUCUCAAUAUCAAUCCAAACUCACCGGAUCUCUCUCGACGCCCAGGAGGGUUGUCUUUGAGUCAACUGAGGACAGCGAAUAUGCGAAGACGACGAAGAGGGAGUUUGUGUCAGUUUCAAAAUCAUCGGACAGCUUUCUAGAUUUGUCAAAUACAUUAACCGGGGUGUUGACAAAAAUUAAUGAAAAAGAACUGCUCCAUGGACUGAAUGAUCGUUUUGCCGGGUUUAUAGAGAAGGUGCGUCAGUUGGAGCAUCUAAAUGAAUCGCUUGAGAAGGAAAUUGAGGAAAUAAAACGGAAGGCACAGACUCCUACGUCUCUAGCCCAGAUGUUUGAGCCAGAGCUUAGAGGUCUCAGGAAACAAGUUCAUGACAUCACACUUGAGACACGUCAGAUUGAGAUAGAACAUCAGAGCCUGGAGGAAGACUUCUUGACCUUGAGAGACAAAUACGAACAGGAGGCUCGGGACCGAUCGAAUGCAGAGAACAGCAUCCUGGUGCUGAAAAAGGAUGCCAAUGAAGCAUACCAGGGCAAACUUCAACUGGACAAGAAAGCGCAGGCUCUGGUGGAAGAGAUCCACUUUCUGAAGAAGAACCAUGAAGACGAGGUGUCGGAGAUGGUGGUUCAAAUCCAAGAGGCUCAGGUGACAGUUGAGGCGUGCGGUUUUGGCAAACCUGACAUCACUGCGGCUCUCCGGGACAUCAGGAUGCAGCUGGAAGGUCACGCCGCCUUGGACAUCCAGCAGGCCGAGGAGGGCUUCCGCGUCCAGUUUACAAAGUUGACCAAAGAGGCAGAAAGCAACAGAGAGGCGCUGAAGAAGACCCAACAGGAGAUCCAGGAGAUCAGAAGGCAACUCCAAGGGAAGAACAUUGAAUUGGACUGCGCGAAAGGAACAAAAGAUGCCCUGGAAAAACAAAUACAUGAGCUGGAAGAGCGUCACUAUGAAGAAAUUAUUCAUUAUCAGGACACUGUCAGGGAGCUAGAGAAUGAGCUGACCAAUACUAAGCUAGACAUGUCUGGCUAUCUCAGAGAAUACCAGGACCUUCUGAAUGUCAAAAUAGCUUUGGAUGUGGAGAUUCUCUCUUAUAGGAAACUCCUGGACGGUGAGGAAUCCCGUCUGUCCACCAUGCCCUAUGUCUACCGAAAGUCACCUGUCUACACUCUGCCUCAUCUGGCCAGGCAUGGAGGCCCCACACGCAGGACUGAACCCCAAAAGUUUGUAGAGGAGAUCAUCACUGAGACCACCACCGAGGUGGAAAUGUCAGAGUUUGAGGAGACAGUUUCUAAGGAGAUGGCCAGAGUAGAUGGACAGAGAGAAGAGCAAGAAGAGGUGAAGCCAGAGAAAAGUGAUAAAGCUGAAAGGAGGGUGGAAGAGGAGGAUGAAGAGAAAGAGGAAUAUGGAGGUAAAAAGGCUAUUAAACAGGGAAAAGAGGUAAAUGGAGUUAUUCCUAGUGAAGGAGAACAUGGAGAGGAUGAAGAUGACAGAAAGGAGGAAAAAGAGGAUGAGCCAUAUACAAUUAAAGUAAAAGUCAGCUCAUCUGAGGUCACCAAUCAGGGAGAGAAGGACAUACCGGAUAUAGCCAAAGAACUUGACAAUGAGAUAAAGGAGGAGGGGAAGACGAUGAAAAUACAUGACAGCCCAAGACAUGAGAAGUCCCAACAAGAUGUUACCAUAGAGCUUGACAUCUCCCCAGAACCCAAAACCUCAAAGUCUGCAAAGAGGACAUCCCCAAAGAGCCCACAAAGGUGUCAGAGGAAGACAGAAAAGAAAACCAAUUAA
Esox lucius (northern pike) is the source of this 1836-nucleotide messenger RNA. Its product is annotated as neurofilament medium polypeptide-like. The record is from RefSeq and is a predicted model, not a curated record. Gene Ontology annotation, cellular component: cytoplasm; postsynaptic intermediate filament cytoskeleton; axon. Gene Ontology annotation, biological process: neurofilament bundle assembly. NCBI's taxonomy places the organism in Eukaryota, Metazoa, Chordata, Actinopteri, Esociformes, Esocidae. Gene Ontology annotation, molecular function: structural constituent of cytoskeleton. The transcript has 4 exons. The coding region runs from base 1 to 1836 and encodes 611 amino acids.